UUGUAAACAAGAAACUGCAGAGACAACAAUUACUCGCUUUCUCCGUUUCGUUUUGUGACAGGGUGAUGGAGGGUACUGAACCUGAUGUACAAAGGCAUCCCCUGGAAGAUGCAGAAAAUGAAUGUCCAAUAUCCGCCGAGGUGGUUUUGGGGCAAGAGAAUCAGACUGGGAACCCCUGUGAUUCUUCUGUUGAAGACGCUAUUAAGAUCAUUGACACUGAGAAUGAGUGUACAGGUCCAAAUGUUUGUCCUGUUGACCAUAGUCACAUUAAAAUUAAUGAUGAAUGCCAGACAUCAAAUAUUUUCCAUGAUGACAAAUUUCAUAAUGAUAAUGUCAGUAGUGGAGAGUUGUGUGAGAACCCCUGUGCUACCUCUGUUAAUAUAUCAAUGACUAGUACUGAUGUGAAAAAUGAGGACGAAAUAUAUGUGGCUCCAAAGAUUGGUAUGGAGUUUGAAUCAGAAGACAAUGCUUACAAAUGUUAUAGCAUGUAUGGUGUCCUGAAAGGUUUUAGCAUUAGAAAGGAUUUUGUCAACAAAAGUAGGAUCAAUGGUGCAGUGGUAUCCAGAAGAUAUACCUGCCAUAGACAGGGUUAUCGGCCAAACAAAAAUGGUACAUACUUGAGGAAAUUUCAGCAGGAAACAAGAACUGGUUGCUUGGCACACAUGACUAUUGCUCGUCAGCCGAAUGGUAAAUUUCAGGUCACUCAUUUUGAAACUGAGCACAAUCAUGAGUUUGUAACACCCUGUACUGCUCAUAUGUUACCAUCACAGAAAAAAUUGAGUGUUGCUCAAGCUAUUGAAGCAAACUUAACUAUAUCCGGGUUGGAUGAGACACCAAAACUGGGAAUGGGAUUUGACUCAGAUGAGGACGCAUAUGAAUUUUAUAAUGCAUAUGCUGGACGAGUAGGUUUCAGUGUAAGAAAAGAUUAUGUAAAUAGGAGUAAAAUUGAUGGUGCUGUGGCAUCUCGACGAUUUACUUGCUUCAGAGAAGGUUUUCGGCAGAAAGACAAAAGAGAUAUGAACGCAAAGAAACCUCGGAAGGAUACUAGAAUUGGAUGUUUGGCCCAAAUGGUUAUUUCUCGCCAACCUGAUGGUAGGUAUCAUGUUACCCACUUUGAGGAAAAGCAUAAUCAUGAACUUGUUGAUGCAUGUAGAGUGCACAUGUUAAGAUCACAACAAAAGGGGUUAACUGCUACUCAAAUUGAAAAGAACAUAAUGGAUGGAUUGCCUACAUCAACCUCUGAAACCAAUUGCAAGGCUCGUCUUGAUUAUGAUCCCGUCAACCGAGAGUAUAAACUACCUUUCAAAUGUAGUAGCAACAUGAAGGAGGGAGAUAUUGAAAAGAUUAAGCUUCACUUCCAAAUCAAGCAAACAAAGAAUCCUUCUUUCUUUUACGCAUUCCAGGUUGAUGCUGAUGAUCAAAUAACUAAUAUAUUUUGGGUUGAUACAAAGAUGAUUGUUGAUUACACUGAUUUUGGUGAUGUUGUUUGUUUUGAUAGCAGUUAUAAAUACUAUAAGGACUCCCGGCCAUUUGUUCCAUUCCUUGGUAUAAAUAAUCACCAGCAAAUGACUAUCUUUGGGGCUGCACUUCUUCAGAAUGAAUCUGUAGAAUCUUUGAAGUGGCUGUUUACAGUUUUCCUUGAGGCAAUGUCUGGAAGAAAGCCAAAGACGAUACUUACAGAUCUAGAUGUUGUAACAGCUGAAGCAAUCAAUGUCAUACUACCCCAAACAAAUCAUCGAGUUUGUGUAUGGCAUGUCUAUCAAGAUGCCCUCAAGCAUCUGAGUCAUGUUUCUGCUGGAUCUGAUUCUUUCGUAAAUGAUUUAAGAAGCUGCCUUUUUCAUCACGAGGAGGAGGAUUAUUUUGUUAAUGAAUGGAAUGCUCUCCUGGACAAGUACAAUCUGUGGGAAAAUAAAUGGUUGCAACAAAUAUUUGGAAGCAGAAAUCGAUGGGCUAUAGCAUAUGGAAGACAAUAUUUUUGUGCUGACAUAGAAAGCAUGCUACUGAGAGAAAAUCUUACUGGCAACCUGAAAAGGUACCUAAAGCAUGACUCCGACAUUCUUCCACUUUUCAAGUAUCUUGUUAAAGUGGUUACUGAUUGGCACUACAAGGAAUUAGAAGCCAAUUAUGACAUGAACCAGCGUAUGCCACCGCUGCUGGGGGAUAUCGUUACGUUAAAGCAUGCAAGAGCUCCAUACACACCAAAGAUAUUUGAGUUAUUUCAGAAAGAAUAUGAAGCAUCUUUGAAUCUAGUGAUAAAGCAUUGCACUGAAAAUGGAUCGUUGUAUAAUUAUAAAGUUAGCGUAUAUGAACAGGCACGGGAAUAUUCAGUUACAUUUGAUUCUUCUGAUGAGACAAUCAGUUGUAGCUGUAUGAAAUUUGAGUAUGUGGGGAUGUUAUGUUGCCAUGCAUUAAAAGUUCUUGACUAUGUGAACAUAAGGAUUGUUCCAUCUCGGUACAUAUUAAAGAUAUGGACAAAAGAUGCUAGAGUUUGACCUCUGAACUUUAUAGGCAAAUUUGAACUUGUAAAUUGAAGGGUUUAAAUUUGCCAAGGGCGCCGUUUUGUAACCAUGGCAGAUACAAAGUAGCGUUUUGUUACCAAACAGAUAGCCUAUGUAAUUGUAAUGUAUUAGUCUUAUGACAGAUGUGCAGCAUCUUCCUGAAAGGUUAGUUUGUAAGCCGAAGACCUAGGUUCAGAAACACACCCUCUGACUUUGAAAUAAGCAAAUAAAUUUCCAUAAA
Molecule: messenger RNA, 2739 nt
Organism: Vigna unguiculata (cowpea)
Lineage: Eukaryota; Viridiplantae; Streptophyta; Magnoliopsida; Fabales; Fabaceae
Product: protein FAR1-RELATED SEQUENCE 5-like
Biological process (GO): regulation of DNA-templated transcription
Molecular function (GO): zinc ion binding
Source: RefSeq, a predicted model, not a curated record